Molecule: messenger RNA, 698 nt
Organism: Protobothrops mucrosquamatus (brown spotted pit viper)
Lineage: Eukaryota; Metazoa; Chordata; Lepidosauria; Squamata; Viperidae
Product: F-box only protein 36
Exons: 4
Coding region: 54-611 (185 amino acids)
Molecular function (GO): protein binding
Source: RefSeq, a predicted model, not a curated record
AUAGGCUGAGUUCAAGCUCUACAGAAGGUGUAGAAGCAACUUUGGGACACAGAAUGUCUUCACUACUGCAGGAGAAACUUUGUGAAGUUCAAAUUCAGUCUCCCGCUCCCCAGAAAGAUUUUCACUACUUCACCAUCACAAAAACUGAGGUUAUCUGGAGAUCAUGGCAAAUUACUUACCGACCUAAUCAAGAAAAGAUUUUUCCAAAGGAAUUGAAGAAGACACACAGAGAUUUUCUAUUGGAUGAACACUUACAUAAGCAAGUUCAAAGCAUUUUGGGGAAAAACAUGCUGAAGUACACUCUCAACUUGUGUCAAGGACACUACGAUUUCUUAGUUCGAAUGCCUGAAAAUUUGAUUGUUCAUAUCAUGUCAUUUCUUAAUAUGGAGGAUAUUGAACAGUUGUCAAAAACCUGCAAAAGGUUUCAGCAGAUAUUUAUCUUUCAGCUGUGUAACACGGAUGAAUUUUGGGAAAGAAUAAAAAAAUUGCAAGAUAAAUGUACUCUUGAUCUACAGUCAGCCAAAUUUCCAGCUUAUGAAAAGCAAAGGAAUUUACAUCAAAGAAAAGGCUAUCUGACACAGAUGCAGAGAAGGCACACCACAUUCUUCUAAAAUGUCGAGUUUAUAUUAUAUCUUCUUCUUAAUAAAGACUACUAUUCAGACUGCAUAACAUUACUGGGCCAUAAAUGUUUCAUAGCA